AUGGCCCGUAGUGAUACACUCAAGCGCAUCUCGUCCACAUCGUUCAAGUCUGAGGAUGUUAAAGGGCAAGUAAAGAAGCUCAAGACCUCAGUGGAUAUGGUGAGCGAAGAUGCGGUCUCAGUACGUAGCGAAUUGCUCGAAAGAGACGACCAUAGGUCGCAUGCAAUCGUGGAAGGGGAAGAUGUCACUUUGCCGAUCAAUAAUGGCAUAAAAUACGACCAUUUUAAUGUAGAACGAGACGGGAAAAAGAUCGGUGUCGAGGCUUUAGAGAACCAGACAUUGAUGGAGGAUAAGGUAGAUGUGAAGGUGAAUGGUGUAGCCAUGUCGUCGGCCAAGAAGUCAACAAGGAAAUGCUCAACACUUGCUGGAAUAGCUACAACUAACUCAAAGACACAAGGGAAGAAAAAGACCGCCGCUAAGGUCAAGCCAAGAGCUGCACCUAAACGAAAGGUGCGGACACAGGACGAUAAAAGGAAGGAGAAUUCGCCACUGUCUCUACCGUUUUUCGUGGAGACGGGAGCGGAGUGGAACCACACAAACAUUGAUUUUGAUGAGUUGAGCACCUUGAGGUCGCAGUGGGAACUGCCGGCAGCGUGCCAUAUUCUCUGGUUAUUGCAAAGUCCUCUGACACUGCAUUUCUCAAAUACGUUGCUUGAAUAUGAAGCAGCAUUGCUGAAGCCCGAGGAUAGUUCAAUAUUGGAAGAUGUUUUCACAAAACUCUUGCUGAAAAAAAGUGAACGAGCUUGUUUGAGUGCUGGAAUUGGACUCAAGUAUGAGUGGUGGAACAAACAGCUGCGUAUGUACUACCUCGAUAUGUAUGACAAGUGGUACGCGCUACUGCGCAAAGCUGGUGAGCGACUUCCGGAUACGUUUUCGCAAGAUGAGGAUGAUGAUAAUCGUAGUCACUCGAGCAACGAUACGGAUGAGCAGGUGGAUGUAGAACUUUCGGACGAUGAGUGGCUGACACUCGAUAUCCUGAGGACUCGUCUUGAAACGCUUGGCAUGGUCUGCCCUUUGAAGCACCAGUCAUAUGCAGAUUUGUCGAUCGAGCUGCGAUGCAAGAUUCUGCUAAAUUUGUGCGAGGCCGUGGUGGAUGACCCUGUCAACACUGAAUAUAUGCGCCAGAUGGAAGAUGACGAUUUACGCAUCGAGCCACUCGGCAAUGACCGUGCUGGAAACCUGUAUUAUUUUUUCCCGCAGUUCUACGAAGAGCGGCGAUUGUAUAGAUUAGAUAAGGAGACGCAACAAUGGGCACUCUGGGCUAAGGGAGAUAACGCAUUUCGCUCUAUGCUUAAAGCGAUGAAAACAAUUCGUGGACGUAAAAUUCGAGGCGAGCAAGAACUGUUGGAUCAUCUAGAGGUUAUCAUAGAGCAGAUUGAGGAUGAGGACGAAGCGCGGACACGGCAACUGGAGAAGGCCAAUCGCUUAGCAGUUCUUGAGGUGAUUCCACGCAAGCGUUCGCUGCGUCUUCAAGUAAAGCAGCUGGUGAAAAUGGAAAAGCACCAAGAGGAACUGGAACAGCAGAAGGAACUCUCUAUGGAGGAAAUUGAAGAGAUGAAGCGCGCUGAGUUGCUGCAUAAGGUUGGUCGUGAAGCUGAGAAGGACGUGCGCAAUGCCGAGCGGGAGGCACGCCGCUUGCAUCGUGAAGAGGUAGAGAGAGAAGAAGCCCAGUGA
Molecule: messenger RNA, 1674 nt
Organism: Peronospora farinosa
Lineage: Eukaryota; Oomycota; Peronosporomycetes; Peronosporales; Peronosporaceae
Source: the annotation of a GenBank genome assembly